AUGAAGCACCGCUGAACUGAACAGAAAGAGAGCAUAUGCUUUGCAAAGAUUUGCUCAAUGCAGUUUUAUGGACUUCGGUGGACCAAUUCUCUGAAUUUCACAUCAGCCUGUUAUUUUGGGGACAGAUCUAGCAGGCUGGCAAAGCUUUCGAAUUUGAGGAUUAUCACUCAGAAAUAACUUGAGGAAUUAUUUGACACCAAAAGGAUAUAUAGUUUCUUGGACACUGGGUUUCUUUGAUUCAACAUUGUGACAAUGCCUGUGAUCGUACUGGAGGCCCGAGACUUCACUAGUCCUCUGUUCUUGAUAAGGACAUGGGAGGUCAUAUCUAGCUGCAUCACUGUCAGUCUCGUAGCCUCUCUGGAAGAUUUUGAGUUAAACAACAAUUCCUCCAACCUCCACUUCAACACAUUCAGGAUCUCCUGCAUGUUCACCUGGUGCUUCUUCUUCAUCCUUUCACUUCUCAUCCACAUUAUCAGUGUCAUCCAGUUUCACAGCCUCAUCCCAAUAUCGUGGAAGAACUUCACAAUGACUGUGGCAGUUUUGGGUGCACUGAUGUGUUUCACUGCUUCAGUGAUUUUCCCCUGGAUCAUCAUGGAUUACCAAAAAGUAUCGCCGCGCUCUGUGGCGGCCGCUGUGACAUCCGGCCUCACCCUCCUGGCUUACACUUCCGAGUCCUACGUUCUUCACACACAAGAGCAAAGAGGUUACAUGGGCAGCCUGCCUGGUCUCCUCAAGACAAUCCAACUCUGGGGAGGCUGUCAGAUGAUACCCCUGGUCGUAGAGGUGGCCGGAGCACUGCAGGAUGGAACGCACAGUUGGCAAAUAUUGGUCACUGGAGUCUCAUAUGGAGUUUGUAUGCUCAUGUCCCUGGUCACUCUGGUGGUGAUAUUAGGUGACUUUGCUGGACGGUGCCUUCUACCUUUUGAUAGAUUCUUGGCUGGCUUCAGUCUGACUGGGGUUUUGCUCUACAUGAUGGCCACAGUGAUUUGUUUUACCAAGAUUCUGCAGCUGAGAGACCCCGAACAACACAUCUCAAGUGAAAGUGCAGGGCUGAUCAUUAUGGAGACGGUGGUUGCCAGUAUAACACUCUUAGCUUAUACAUUGGACCUUGCCUUUUCCAUUAAACUGUUGUGUGACAGGAGCCGUGCAUGAGGCAAUCUUUACUAGUAAUGCAUCCUACCUUUUUUUCAUUGAGACCUAUGAAAAGUUUUGAAGACAAAUAUAUCUUUGGGACGAGUGUACAAGUCAAACAGAACCAAUGUUUUUUUAAUCAUGAAUUCAUGCUGCCUAAUCAAAUUCUUUCUCUUUACCCAUGAAUUGUUGAUUUAGAACAAAAAAUGCUGAUUACAAACUAAACAAACCAGAUAAAAUUAUGAAACAAAGAACCAAGAUGGCACUGGAUUGUUUUGUUGAGUUCAAAAAAUGGGAUCAGGUUAUCUCAUCAUGAAGGGGUUACAUGAGGUUUAUGAUGUAGUUCACUUUAACCCACAUACAGUACAGCCACUAAACCUGGAUCCUGUGACAGGCGUACUCAUUUUUACACAA
Messenger RNA from Cheilinus undulatus (humphead wrasse), 1545 nucleotides. RefSeq names its product myeloid-associated differentiation marker homolog. Bases 253 to 1152 code for a protein of 299 amino acids. The transcript has a single exon. Lineage: Eukaryota; Metazoa; Chordata; Actinopteri; Labriformes; Labridae. Gene Ontology annotation, cellular component: membrane. The record is from RefSeq and is a predicted model, not a curated record.